This is a messenger RNA of Penaeus monodon (black tiger shrimp), 399 nucleotides long. RefSeq names its product extensin-like. The coding region runs from base 1 to 399 and encodes 132 amino acids. The transcript has a single exon. NCBI's taxonomy places the organism in Eukaryota, Metazoa, Arthropoda, Malacostraca, Decapoda, Penaeidae. The record is from RefSeq and is a predicted model, not a curated record.
AUGGGGACUCCUGGGAAUAUCAAAGUUCUCCCACCACCACACACAAAACCACAGAAACUACCAUCUCACACUCCACCGUCUCGCCACAACAAAACCCAGCCUCCAAACCCAGAUCGCCACACCACAGAGAAACUCAACAACAGCACCACACCAAACACCAAACCACACCAACUCCUACACCUACCAGUCACCUGCACGCCCAAACCCACAAGCGUCCCACCACAGCAACCCACAACCACAGUCAGUCGAACCCAACCAUGCACAUGCACACAGCCAACAACAGACAACCUAACAGACUCAGAGAUCGAUGAUCAUUCCCUUCGCCACAGGACGUUACGUCCGAACCAAAAUACGGCAUCCGCCUCUUUGCCGCGGAACCCUCACGAUACAAACACCUAA